Messenger RNA from Aspergillus calidoustus, 444 nucleotides. The record is from the annotation of a GenBank genome assembly. NCBI's taxonomy places the organism in Eukaryota, Fungi, Ascomycota, Eurotiomycetes, Eurotiales, Aspergillaceae.
AUGAGUGUGGCAGCCGCGCGCAAGCAGCUUUUCGAGUGGAACGAUGAGAGCACGAUUCUCGUCGGGCAUGCACUAGAGAAUGCCCUUCGGCCGGUGGGAAUAAGACAUACUAAAUUGAGCACGCAUAAUGGCGUGAAUGUGAUGAAUGUGAUUGAUACGCAAAUCCUGGCGAGGAACGAGGUGAGGAAGGUGAUUGCGAUUCAGCCGAAGUGGAAGGACGGAGAGCCGCCUAGCGGAUUGUCAAAAUUGCAGCAUUUAUCGAAGAGUCUGUGUGGGCACAUCAUUCAAGCGGAUUUAGUCAAGGGCCAUGAUUGUGUGGAGGAUGUGUAUGUGGCCAGGGAGGUGUUGUUGGUGAUUAAUGACAGCCGUCAGAAGUUGGAGGAUUGGGCCACGGAGUACGUGCGUCAGUCUAGGAUUAGAAUUGUCGGGCCAGUGGUAAUGUAG